GUCGACCCGCCGCGACGACCCACUACCACAAUUCUCCUCCUUCCUCGAGGCAUGUCUUUCCGCUAGUGCGUUUCCCAAUCUGCCCACCUACUCCUACCACGUUGGCCCCCACAGCUGGUCUCCGUCACAUCUUCGCGCCAAAUUGGCAGCUCCGCUCUAUUCUCUGCACACUGAUACGCUCGUAUGGCGGGCGAGAACCGCGGCCCAUCUAACCGGGCACUGUACGAAGCCUGCCUCGCCGGCGCACAGGACCACCCCUACAUCCCUCGGCUACGCUCUGACCCACCACCCUACCAGUUCAUCCCCCAUAGUCUCCAGGAGUUUCGCGCGCAGGAAGGCCCGGAUGAGCGGGACAAGCGGCUUCGCGACCUGUGGUCGCGCCUACCACAACGCGACGGCACCCAUCAUGAGGACGAAGACUCCGCACAGCUGGGUGCGGGAGUAGAUGGGACCACAGCGCUGUCCGACGGCGCACUUACAACGGAGAUGGCGAAGCGCUUGCAGGGGAUGUACGAGGCGGAGUUGCGCUCGCAGUGUGGGGCGCAUACGAGUGGGUUUCUGCAUCGCGGCGUGUCGUGGUCAGAAUUCAGGAAGUACGCGGAUUCAAAGGAAACGGAGCUCUGGCGUAUCUUCCACGAUGAACUGGACCUGGACGGCAAUGGUCGCCUUGAUUCCGAAGAACUCAUGGAGGCCUUGCAGAGAGCAGGCAUUGUACUGUCCUCAUCAACGCUGGCAGAGCUGAUGACAUUCAUGACGUCCUCCGCGCACUCCCAUGCUAUCACUUUUCCGGAGUUCCGAGAUUUCCUCCUGCUGAUGCCCCGAAAAGCGUCGCCAAAGGAAAUAUUCCGGUACUACGAGAUGCGAAAAGUCACAAGCGACGAGGCUAGAGGGGCUGCCCGCGUCAAUAUGGAAGGUGACGUUACUCUCAGCGCCGAAGAUAUAUACCCCAUAGAUCAUACCGUAGACUCCUACGAAGGAGACGAGGAGGGUGAGGAGGAAGAGUUCGACGAGGUGGACCAUCAUAGCUGGUUCGAAGGGUCGACCGCCGCAAAAUUCCUUCUAGCAGGCGGCGUCGCCGGUGCCGUGUCGCGGACAUGCACCGCGCCAUUCGAUCGACUGAAGAUCUUCCUCAUCACGCGGCCACCAGACCUCGGCGGUAUCUCCUUGAGCUCGAAGGCACCCGUCCGGGGCGUCCGGGCGAUCGGCAGCGCUGUGGCGCGAAUAUAUUCCGAGGGCGGCGUGCUCGCGUUUUGGACAGGAAACGGGCUCUCUGUCGCGAAGAUCUUGCCAGAGUCGGCCAUCAAGUUCCUGGCGUAUGAGUCCUCCAAACGAAUGUUCGCGCAGUACCGCGAUCACGUUGACGACCCUAGAGACAUUAGUGGUGUUAGCCGAUUCCUGUCUGGAGGGAUAGGUGGAAUCACCAGUCAACUGACCAUCUAUCCGAUAGAAACCCUCAAGACCCAAAUGAUGAGCAGUACAGGAGAGACCAGGCGAACACUUGUUAGUGCUGCCAGAACAGUGUGGCAAAUGGGCCGCUUUCGAGCAUUCUAUCGUGGGUUGACGCACAGCUAUUCUGCCAUCGACAUGAGCACGUUUGAGGCGCUCAAGCUAGCAUACAUCCGGUCAACGGGGAAGGAGGAGCCAGGAGUCCUUGCGCUGCUCUCGUUCGGCAGUGUGUCCGGUAGUAUUGGAGCCACGAGCGUGUACCCGUUGAACCUCGUCCGGACGCGAUUACAAGCGUCGGGGUCGUCAGGCCAUCCUCAAAGGUAUAAUGGCAUCAUGGACGUCGUUCGAGCUACGUAUGCGCGGGAUGGCUGGCGUGGGUUCUAUCGCGGGCUAUUACCAACCUUGGCGAAGGUGGUUCCAGCAGUAUCAAUAUCUUACGUCGUGUAUGAAUCUAGCAAGCGCAAACUUGGCGUAUAAUCGUCGACUACCUUACGCGUCACUCCUUCUCGGGACAGUCUAUCGUUCUCAUCGUUCUCGCAUUGCUGCACUGUAUCUACUAUCGCACGUAAGUCCAGGAUGUGGGUGGAUAACAUUCCGCAUAGUUCGCUCAUAUCACCAUAGUCAAUAAUUAUUGCUAGAGCUGAAUUGAUCGAAAUAUGAUUCCUGUGGGCCUUCA
Messenger RNA from Fomitopsis serialis, 2122 nucleotides. Its product is annotated as mitochondrial carrier. NCBI's taxonomy places the organism in Eukaryota, Fungi, Basidiomycota, Agaricomycetes, Polyporales, Fomitopsidaceae. The transcript is spliced from 12 exons. Gene Ontology annotation, molecular function: ATP transmembrane transporter activity; calcium ion binding. The record is from RefSeq and is a predicted model, not a curated record. Gene Ontology annotation, biological process: transmembrane transport. Bases 184 to 1923 code for a protein of 579 amino acids.